Messenger RNA from Raphanus sativus (radish), 2198 nucleotides. RefSeq names its product fructokinase-like 2, chloroplastic. The record is from RefSeq and is a predicted model, not a curated record. The coding region runs from base 204 to 2051 and encodes 615 amino acids. Lineage: Eukaryota; Viridiplantae; Streptophyta; Magnoliopsida; Brassicales; Brassicaceae. Gene Ontology annotation, biological process: chloroplast organization; etioplast organization; plastid transcription. The transcript is spliced from 5 exons. Gene Ontology annotation, cellular component: chloroplast nucleoid.
GAACCUCAUCCUCUCGCAUCUAACCUCUCUCCUCUUUCACGUUGGAGCGAGCGAGCGAGCGAGAGAGAAGAAGAGAGAGCUUAAACCCCAAAUCUCCAUCAAAAUUCUCAUAUCUGGAUUUCUCUCGCUUCUUUUCGACUGUAUGGGUUGCGGAGUUUAGUCUCAGAGUACAAGAAAAAGCUCUUAAAACUUUCAUCAUCUUCAUGGCGUCUCUCUCCUUCACACAGUUCCUACCAUUCCCCAGAUGCAAUGCAGAUGUUGCUUGUCUCCAGCCACUGGGGUUUGUGAAGAAGUUCCGAGGUGAAAGAUUGAGCGGGAAACAAGGCUUUUUGGUUGUUGCUGGUAGGAGAAAGUUAUCAGAGUCUGCGCCUCUUGAUGAAGAAGAUGGUGGAAACGGCGCUGUUAGUGGUGGGAAGAAACCAACCAAAGCUCCUAAGAAGAGUGGUGGUGCGAGAAGAACAACAACGAAGAAGAAGGAGGUUGUAGUAGUAGCAAAGGAUGAACCUUUAGAAGAAGAAAGAGUAGAUAGUGAUGAUGUUUCAGAUUCAGACAACGAAAGCAGCGACACAAAAGCGCCACGGAGAACUAGAAGAAAGAAAGUAGCUUCUUCUGAUGUGGAGAAGAAAGUGAGACGAAAGAGGACUGUUAAGAAAGAUAAAGAAGUGGAGGAAGGUUUAGUGACUACUAGUAGUAGUACACAUGAUGAUGCUAGUGAUGUCGAAGCCACUGAUGCUGACAGUGAAGGAGAGGAGAUUGAUCUGAGCAAACACGAAAGCGAAGAAGAUAUAAGUCACACAUACGGAUGGCCACCUCUAGUGUGUUGCUUUGGAUCUGCACAGCACGCUUUCGUGCCAUCAGGAAGGCCAGCGAACAGGCUUUUGGACUACGAACGAGAGGAACGGAUGAAAGACGCGGUGUGGGCUCCGGAGAAGUACAUCAGAGCUCCUGGAGGAUGCGCAGGAGGUGUUGCUAUUGCUCUUGCGAGCUUGGGUGGUAAUGUUGCCUUUAUGGGGAAGCUUGGAGACGAUGACUUCGGUCAAGCCAUGUUGUAUUAUCUGAAUGUGUGUAAAGUCCAAACGAGAUCAGUAAAGAUUGAUAGUAAAAGGGUUACUGCUUGUUCUACUAUGAAGAUCAGCAAGAGAGGUCGGUUGAAAUCGACUUGUGUCAAACCUUGCGCUGAGGAUUCUCUUUCAAAAUCUGAAAUCAACGUUGAUGUCCUCAAAGAGGCGAAGAUGUUCUACUUCACCACGCAUUCACUGCUGGACAAGAAGAUGAUGUCAACUACAUUACAAGCCAUCAAGAUAUCAAAGCAACUAGGGAACGUCGUUUUCUAUGACUUGAACCUCCCUUUACCGCUAUGGCAAUCCAGGGAAGAGACCAAGAGUCUCAUACAACAAGUGUGGGAUCUUGCAGACGUCAUUGAAGUCACUAAACAGGAGCUCGAGUUCUUAUGCGGAAUCGAGGCGACCGAAGAGUUCGAUACUAAAAACAAUGACAGCAGUAAGUUCGUGCAUUACGAGCCAGAAACAGUGGAACCGCUUUGGCAUGAGAAUCUCAAGGUUUUGUUUGUUACCAAUGGGACUUCUAAGAUACAUUACUAUACCAAAGAGCACAACGGUGCUGUUCUGGGGAUGGAGGAUGUUCCCAUCACUCCUUUUACCAGGGAUAUGUCAGCAUCUGGAGAUGGCAUUGUUGCAGGUCUGAUAAGAAUGCUUACGAUUCAGCCAGAUCUUAUGAAUGACAAAGGGUACUUGGAACGGACAGCAAGAUAUGCAAUUGAGUGUGGGGUUGUUGAUCAGUGGUUGCUGGCACAAACUCGAGGAUAUCCUCCAAAGGAUGACAUGGAAGAAGGAGAUGAUGGUGAUGAUGAAGAGGAAGAAAUGGAAGCAGAUCCAAAUGGUAUAAGGUCGAUAACAGAGAGGGAAUACAGAACCUCAAAGCCUUAUGAUGAACCGGAUGGUCCUUACGUUAUGAAACCAGAAGAGGAAAGGGAGUACCGGAAGCUAGAGCUUGUUGGUUCAGUGAGUGAAGAUGAUGAGGAUAGUUCUUGAUACUAAUAAGUUUUGAUUUUGAUUUUGAUUUUGAUUUUGUUUUGUUAGUCAGCUCCUUAUUCCCUUGUUCACAUCUUACAACAUCUCAGUAGUUGUGUAAACGUUCAUAUGUUUCAGUAUCUUUCAGUAACCCUUUUACUAUCAAUC